AUGGAUCAAACGUAUGAAGUUACAAAUGAACAUAAGAAUAUGGGUUUUGGAGAUAAAGGAAAAUGGAUUUUAGUAACCGAGAAAAACAAUAAAAUUAAUCUAAAUAAGUUAGAUCGUUUAAUUAAUAGUAUUAAUAUUAUAAAUAAAAACUUAACUCUUUGCUUAUAUGAAUGCUGUACAGGUACUAAUGACACAAAUAAAUCCUCUGAUGAUUGUAGUAAUGUUGAUAAAAGUGCUGUAUAUGGGGUCUGUUCAGAUGGUAAAUUAAAAGAGGUUAAUGAAGAAAAUGAAUUAAUUAAAGAAGAUGAAGUAAAGAAGAUUUAA
Messenger RNA from Entamoeba histolytica HM-1:IMSS, 324 nucleotides. RefSeq lists its product as uncharacterized. The record is from RefSeq and is a predicted model, not a curated record. Lineage: Eukaryota; Evosea; Mastigamoebida; Endamoebidae. The transcript has 2 exons. The coding region runs from base 1 to 324 and encodes 107 amino acids.